AAAGAAUAGGUCUCUGUUGACCCAGUUUAUACAAAUGAGAACAUACAACUUUUCAAUGCUCUGGAGACGUAGCAGCUCGUUCCGGCAAGUACUGCCGAAAUUUCCGUAUCCAAGUGCUAUGAAUAUAAAUCGGCAUCAGGUGGUUAAGCCCCGACCACCGCCGAUGUCAUCCGAUGCUUUGGCGCAAAUGUAUCCCAAUAAAUAUAUGACUUCCAAACUGACUAGACCCAAAUCCAAAAAACGUAUUCCCUAUCUGUCUGAUGAUAAGGACACAAUUGUGGAUGAGUCGCAGGAUAAUGCGAAUAAAUCAUCGUUGCUGCAGUCGGAGCAGCUUCGCAAGUUGAUGUUUAAAAGCGACUCGGAUGAGCCAGAGUCUAGUGAUAAGCCCAUGGAUCUAUAUGGCCAAUGGCAGCUGAAGAUAACGCCAAAGCAACAGCGGCAACAAAAGGAGCUGAAAUCACAUGGGGAAUCACAAAGCUCACUGAAGCAACAACAGCAACAUCAACAUCGAUCAAAGCAUCAGAGACAACAGCAAAAAGAAGAUGUGGUGAUAUCAACAACCUUAUCAAAACCACGACCUGCGAAACAUUUACAACCACAACAACAACAGCAACAGGAAAAAAGUAAACAGCAACAGCAUAAAGAAGAAAAGCAGGUGGAAAAACAAGUGUCCCUGGGCGAUUUUGGAAAAAAGUUAAAAGUCCAGCAUGAAAAUAUGCAAAAGAUAAAGGAACGGGAUCGAAAAUUAAAGGAUCAUGUGGAGAAAUUAAAGGUAUUCGAUCGAAUGAAUCGACUCUUGAAGCAACAGCAGGAGCAGGAAGAUAAGGAACUCAUGCCAUACAAACCGGUGAUCAGUCGUGCAAAGGAUCGAAGUCAUUUCAAUCGGUUAAACUCGCCAAGGAGCCACACUAAAGUCGUCACUGAGCAACUGCGCUCUCCACAUCCAAUGCAUCCCGUUUAUACGUCCCGAUUCAAGCAACCACUUGACUUUGCACCCUACACACCGACAAAUGCACAGUCGGAUAACGGUGAUGUUAUGGUUACCAAACAGCACUACAAGUCGUCCACUCCCAAACUCAGUCCUGUGACCGAGUUUCAUAAGGAUAAAGCUGCCGCAUUGGAGACGCAUCGCAUGGAAUUGGUGAAUAGCCGUGAGUCGGCCUUGUGUAAUUUGUGUAAACAAAUGAAUCGACAGAACAAGUCCAAAUUUUAAUCUUAACUCCUCUCCCCCCCCCCUUCAACCACAUGCUUUAAUCGAUUUACUAUCAAACAUGUACUUGAUUCAUUUAACCGUUAUAAGUGUAAAUCUUUUGUCUUUGUGCAACAUUUUAUUCGUUCUAAGUAUUUUGUUAGUAUAAAUAAAUUGACACAGUCAGCAUCUCUACCUAAAAA
Molecule: messenger RNA, 1392 nt
Organism: Drosophila innubila
Lineage: Eukaryota; Metazoa; Arthropoda; Insecta; Diptera; Drosophilidae
Product: putative cyclin-dependent serine/threonine-protein kinase DDB_G0272797/DDB_G0274007
Exons: 2
Coding region: 35-1213 (392 amino acids)
Source: RefSeq, a predicted model, not a curated record